This is a messenger RNA of Closterium sp. Naga37s-1, 1497 nucleotides long. Lineage: Eukaryota; Viridiplantae; Streptophyta; Zygnematophyceae; Desmidiales; Closteriaceae. The record is from the annotation of a GenBank genome assembly.
AUGGCUGGCCGGCAGAGCGUGCGAGGAGUUGUUGUUGACAAAUCUGCCAUCCAUUGGGAUAUGGUUGAAAGACCCAUCCUUUCUCCCAUUACCUCCCAUUCCCACCCCAAUCCUCCCUUCCCCUCCCAUUCCCGCGCAUUAACCUCCCAUUCCCCCCCAUUCCCCUCCCAUUUCCCCCCAUUACCCUUCAUUCCCCCCCAUUCCCCUCCCAUUUCCCCCCAUUACCCUUCAUUCCCCCCCAUUCCCCUCCCAUUUCCCCCCAUUACCCUCCCAUCCCCCCCCAUUCCCCUCCCAUUCCCCCCCAUUCCCCUCCCAUUUCCCCCCAUUACCCUUCAUUCCCCCCCAUUCCCCUCCCAUUUCCCCAUUACCCUUCAUUCCCCCCCAUUCCCCUCCCAUUUCCCCCCAUUACCCUUCAUUCCCCCCCAUUCCCCUCCCAUUUCCCCCCAUUACCCUUCAUUCCCCCCCAUUCCCCUCCCAUUUCCCCCCAUUACCCUUCAUUCCCCCCCAUUCCCCUCCCAUUUCCCCCCAUUACCCUUCAUUCCCCCCCAUUCCCCUCCCAUUUCCCCCCAUUACCCUUCAUUCCCCCCCAUUCCCCUCCCAUUUCCCCCCAUCACCCUUCAUUCCCCCCCAUUCCCCUCCCAUUUCCCCCCAUUACCCUUCAUUCCCCCCCAUUCCCCUCCCAUUUCUCCCCAUUCACCUCCCAUUCCCCCCCAUUCCCCUCCCAUUUCCCCCCAUUACCCUUCAUUCCCCCCCAUUCCCCUCCCAUUUCCCCCCAUUACCCUUCAUUCCCCCCCAUUCCCCUCCCAUUUCCCCCCAUUACCCUUCAUUCCCCCCCAUUCCCCUCCCAUUUCCCCCCAUUACCCUUCAUUCCCCCCCAUUCCCCUCCCAUUUCUCCCCAUUCACCUCCCAUUCCCCCCCAUUCCCCUCCCAUUUCCCCCCAUUACCCUUUCAUUCCCCCCCAUUCCCCUCCUAUUUCUCCCCAUUCACCUCCCAUUCCCCCCCAUUCCCCUCCCAUUCCGGCGCAUUAAGCUCUCAUUCCCCCGCAUCCCCCCCAUUCCCCUCCUGUUCCCCCUCAUUCUCCUCCAUUCGCCCCCAUUCCUCCCCAUUCCCCUCCAUUCCCCCCAUUCUCCUCCCAUUCCCCCCAUUCUCCUCUCAUCCCCCCUCAUUUCCCUCCCAUUUCCCACCCAUAUUCCGCUCUGCCCACUGCCGCCCACUGCCGCCCACUGCCGCCCACUGCCGCCCACUGCCGCUCAUCUGCCUACUCGGGCACAGCAGCAGCGCAAGAAGCGCGACGAGCGCAAGGCGCGCGAGGCGGUCGAGGGGCGCAAGGCACGUGAGGCGCGCGGGGAGCACAGAAGGGGUGAUGCGGACGACAAGGGGGAGGUGUUGCUGUCCGCCCCGUGCAAUUCGCUCAACGCGCAGCGCUGUCGGUCGCAGAGCCGCGCUGCGGCUACGCGGAGGGGGGGAUGCGCGGCGGCGCGCGCGUGUGUGAUCUGA